AUGGAGGAUCAUAUCUCUGGGCAGUCCAACAAGCCUUUGCCGCGUCCAGCACAUGCUCUUUCCGCGCAGACCGUCAUCCAAGAGCUCAGCACCAACCCAGACACUGGAUUGACCGCUGCUGAGGCGUCUCGAAGGCUUGUCGAGUAUGGCGCCAAUGACCUUGGCGAGGAAGAGGGUAUCAAACCCAUCAAAAUCUUCAUUGCUCAGAUUUGCAAUUGCAUGACCUUGGUGUUGAUCCUUGCUUUGGCCGCCAGUUUCGGCAUCAAAGCUUGGAUAGAAGGCGGUGCCCUAGGUAUUAUCAUCCUCCUCAAUAUCAUAAUCGGCUUUGUCCAAGACCUUCAAGCGGCUCGAACAGUACACUCUUUAAAGUCACUCAGUCAACCUACAGCGAACGUCUUCCGAGAUCGACAGACCAUCACGGUUCAAACCAGCGAAAUUGUACCUGGCGAUAUCGUAAACCUCAAGAUGGGCGACUCUGUGCCUGCUGAUAUUAGACUUGUUGAGGUUUCCAACUUCGAAUCCAACGAGGCUUCACUCACGGGAGAAUCAAUGCCUGUGAGGAAGAACCCAGCGAUGGCAUUCGAUGACGAUACUGGGCCUGGUGAUCGGCUCAAUGUCUGCUACAGUUCCACCACUGUGACAAAAGGUCGUGGAAAGGGCGUUGUAUUUGCGACUGGGUCUUACACCGAGAUUGGAGUAAUCGCAGCUGCAAUCAAGGGCACUGGACGGAAGAAACGAGAGGUCAAAAAAGACGAGAACGGCAGAAGUUCAUUCGGCGCUUAUGCUACCAAAUGGCUUUUAACAACCUCCGAUAUCAUUGGCGAGUUUCUCGGCCUCAACGUUGGAACUCCGCUGCAACGAAAGCUGUCCAAGCUAUUCCUUUACGUUUUCGCCUUUGCUGUCCUGUGCGCUAUCAUUGUCUUGGCAGCCAAUAAAUUCGACCCACGAAAGGAUGUCAUCAUUUAUGCUGUUGCAACAGCCGUGGGAACCCUCCCAGUUUCCUUGAUCCUAGUGUUGACUAUUACUAUGGCUGCCGGAACCAAACAGAUGGCGGAUCGAAAGGUUGUCGUCAGCAAUAUGCAGAGUUUGGAGGCUCUUGGUGGAGUUACCAAUAUCUGCUCUGACAAGACCGGUACUCUUACUCAAGGAAAGAUGGUUGUUCGAAUGGCCUGGGUUCCGGGACAAGGGACGUACUCUGUCGCUUCUACGAACGAACCUUAUAAUCCUACUGUCGGCGACAUUAAUUGCACUCCCGUCCAACCCUCGGAACUGCCUGCUCCCGGAGGGGAGUCAAAAUCUCACUCAAUCGACUCCUUGGAAGAGGCCAAAGCCAGCAAAAGCCUCGAGCACUAUCUGAACAUAGCCUCUCUCGCCAAUGUGGCUGUCGUGGAGAAAGGUAGCAAGGACGGCGGCCCUGAGGAAUGGCAAGUGCAAGGUGAUCCAACAGAAAUUGCUAUUCAGGUCUUUGUGACUCGCUUCAACUGGAAUCGCAUGUCUCUUUUAUCUGGUCCUGAUCCGCGAUGGAAGCAGCUCGCCGAGUUCCCGUUCGACUCGGAUGUCAAGAAGAUGUCGGUCAUCUUCCAAGAUACAGCUACCGAUGAGAAACACAUCUUCACUAAGGGUGCAGUUGAACGUGUCCUUAGUAGCUGCGUAUCUAUGGACGUCUCUGGAGAAAUUGUGUCACUUGAUAACGCAGCUCAUGAGUCUAUUCUGCAAAAUAUGGAAGCAUUUGCUCGCCUCGGCCUUCGCGUCCUCGCUCUUGCCAGCCGGUCACCUGUCACCAACCUACCUGAGGACCUAUCUUCCGCGAUGAACCGGGCCGAUUUCGAGAAAGAUCUUGUUUUCCGAGGUCUCAUCGGUAUCUACGAUCCUCCCCGUCCCGAAACCCGUGGUAGUGUUCAAAAAUGCCAGAAAGCCGGCAUUAUCGUGCACAUGCUCACCGGUGAUCAUCCUGAAACUGCUCGGGCCAUCGCUGCCGAUGUUUGUAUCAUUCCUUCGCCCGAAAGGAUGCAGAUGAUACGCGCCGAUGUCGCCGAUGCUAUGGUCAUGGCAGCUCAUGAUUUCGAUCAUCUCUCCGACGCUGAUCUUGAUGCUUUGCCCGAGCUACCUCGUGUUGUCGCUCGUUGCUCACCUACGACAAAAGUUCGUAUGAUCGAAGCUUUGCACCGACGUGGUGCCUAUGUUGCUAUGACCGGCGAUGGUGUAAACGACAGCCCUAGCUUGAAGCGCGCAGACGUUGGUAUCGCAAUGGGUCUCAAUGGGUCAGAUGUCGCCAAAGACUCCGCUGAUAUUAUUCUGUCGGACGACAACUUUGCUUCCAUUCUCAAUGCAGUCGAGGAAGGACGUCGAAUCUUCGAUAAUGUUCAAAAAUUCAUUCUUCAUGUGCUCGCAGCCAAUGUCGCAUUUGUUAUCUCUCUUCUUGCUGGGCUGGCAUUCAAGGAUGAAAGUGGAGUAUCUGUCUUUCUUAUGACUCCUGUGGAAAUAAUCUGGAUGUUACUUGUCGCUGGAGCUUUUACGGAGACUGGUCUUGGAUUUGAGCAAGCUAGUCCGGACAUUCUCCGCCGGCCACCUCAGAGUCUCAAAUAUGGCGUUUUCACUCCCGAGUUCCUUUUUGACCUUGGAGCCUACGGUGUCAUGAUGCUGAUCAGUAUUCUCGGCUCCUCUGUCAUCAUCCUCUUCGGUUUCAACAAUCAAGGUCUCGGCCACGAUUGCAACAGCACAUACUCCGAAUCCUGCGAAACGGUCUUCUCGGCCCGGUCGACAGCUUUCACAGUCAUGACUUGGGACUUCCUUCUCUUCGCUUGGCAAUUAGUUGAUUUUCGCCGUUCUUUCUUUGCAGAAAUCUUUGAAGACGGCGGUAGUUUCAAGGCCUGGACAAGACGACUCUGGAAAAACCCUUUCCUGUUCUGGUCUGUCACUCUCAGCUUUGUUCUUAUCCCACCUACGUUGUAUAUUCCUGUGAUCAACCGUGUGGUAUUCAUGCACAGCCCUAUCGAUUGGGAGUGGGCUGUUGUGUUUAUCGCUGUUGGUAUUUUCUUUGCUGGGGCCGAGUUGUACAAGUGGGCGAAGAGAGUUUACUUCCGUCGAACGGUUCCAAAGGAAUUCAGGAAGGAAAUCACUGACGUUGAGCAAUUUGUGUUUGGGAGAUAUAUGUAUGAUUCUGGGACCAAUAGCGACUCGGGUUGCAAUGGUGACCAGAAAUGUUAG
Messenger RNA from Fusarium coffeatum, 3207 nucleotides. RefSeq lists its product as uncharacterized. Gene Ontology annotation, molecular function: P-type calcium transporter activity; ATP binding; ATP hydrolysis activity. NCBI's taxonomy places the organism in Eukaryota, Fungi, Ascomycota, Sordariomycetes, Hypocreales, Nectriaceae. Gene Ontology annotation, cellular component: plasma membrane. Gene Ontology annotation, biological process: calcium ion transmembrane transport; intracellular calcium ion homeostasis. The record is from RefSeq and is a predicted model, not a curated record. The coding region runs from base 1 to 3207 and encodes 1068 amino acids. The transcript is spliced from 4 exons.